Messenger RNA from Truncatella angustata, 793 nucleotides. RefSeq names its product cofilin. Lineage: Eukaryota; Fungi; Ascomycota; Sordariomycetes; Amphisphaeriales; Sporocadaceae. Gene Ontology annotation, cellular component: actin cortical patch; cytoplasm; actin cytoskeleton. Bases 122 to 580 code for a protein of 152 amino acids. The transcript is spliced from 7 exons. Gene Ontology annotation, biological process: cell motility; actin filament severing; actin filament depolymerization. The record is from RefSeq and is a predicted model, not a curated record. Gene Ontology annotation, molecular function: actin filament binding.
CACCACACUAAAUCUCUUUCUCCUUUCUCCUUACCGCAAUUCUUCGGAAGGCAGCCAAAUAAACGCCAGCCUCUCUCUCAUAAACCAGAUCUCCCUCUGCAGUUAAGCAUAUACCGCCACAAUGUCUCAAUCAGGAGCCACCGUCUCGCAGGACUGCAUAAACGCAUUCAACGACCUGAAGCUUCAGAAGAAGUUCAAGUACAUCAUCUACAAGCUGUCGGAGAACAACUCUGAGAUCGUGGUCGAGGACGCCUCCACCAACGGCGACUGGGAGGCUUUCCGCGAGAAGCUCAUCAGCGCUCAGCACAAGAGCAAGACGGGUGCUGUUGGCAAGGGUCCCCGUUACGCCGUCUACGACUUCGAGUACCAGCUUGCCUCUGGCGAGGGUUCCCGAAACAAGAUCACCUUCAUUGCAUGGUCUCCUGAUGAUGCUGGUGUCAUGGCCAAGAUGGUGUACGCCUCCUCCAAGGAUGCGCUGAAGCGUGCUCUUAACGGUAUCGCCACCGAGAUCCAGGCCAACGACUCAGAUGACAUCGAGUACGACUCGAUACUGAAGACUGUCAGCAAGGGUCUUGCCUAAAUCUCCAGCACUUAGAUAAUAUGGAGAUGUGGAGAAUGCCGGGGACGGUCCCUCAAGGGACGGUUGGCAGGGAAAUGACGCUCAUGAAACUGGACUUUCCUAGCGGGUGAGGUUGGUGGAAGGGACUCCUUUUGUCAGCGACCUUCUAUCGACCCGUACGGUACGAGGGGAGGGCGAAAAAAAAACAACUUGGUUCUUCUCCUUCCUUUUGAG